This is a messenger RNA of Uncinocarpus reesii 1704, 1725 nucleotides long. RefSeq lists its product as uncharacterized. The coding region runs from base 1 to 1725 and encodes 574 amino acids. Gene Ontology annotation, biological process: DNA repair; DNA strand invasion; mitotic recombination. The transcript is spliced from 2 exons. The record is from RefSeq and is a predicted model, not a curated record. Gene Ontology annotation, molecular function: ATP binding; ATP-dependent DNA damage sensor activity; DNA strand exchange activity. Lineage: Eukaryota; Fungi; Ascomycota; Eurotiomycetes; Onygenales; Onygenaceae.
AUGGACUUGCUGACCACCGUCCCUGACUUUCCAAUUGAACCCUAUGCCCGCAUUCUACCGGACUUUGAAAAGGCGGGAAUCUCGGUAAAGGAGCUGUUGCUGCUUGACACGCUCGAAAUCGCGAAGCGCACGCGGAUCCCAGUUGCCGACGUUCGACGGUUGACAAGCCAUGUGCUGGAGGCGCUCCACCAGGACCUUGGGCUGCAGGCAUACCAGGCCUCUGAAGAGGAGAAUGAAAGUGUAGCCGCACAGGCCCAGCAUGUGUCUGGCAGCGAAGAUGCUCCCAGACUUCUCCAGCCACCCAGCCUGUCCUUCAUCAGCACGUUGGAUCCUGUCCUCGAUGAUGCCCUUUCGGGAGGCAUAUCCACCAGCUACGUGACGGAAAUAGCGGGAGAAAGUGGCAGCGGGAAGACACAGCUGCUUCUCCAUCUUCUCCUCUCCGUUCAGCUCCCGCCUCCAUAUGGCCUCUGCAAAAGGGCCUUGUACGUCUCAACAGAGGCAGGCCUCGCUACGAAUAGACUGUCUCAAAUCCUUGACGAGCAUCCUCGUUUGUCCUCACUCCCUACGGACGUCGAACGGCCUUCUUUGGAUAAUGUUUUGGGAAUAACUACCGUCGACCUUGAAACCCAAGAUCACAUACUCAACCACCAUCUUCCCUUUGCGAUAUCGAAGUACGAUAUUGGCCUUGUGGUUAUCGAUUCCAUCACAGCCAACUAUCGCGUAGAGACAACCACCAAUAAUUUCUCUGGGUUGCUGGAUCGCGCGUGGCAGUUCAAAAAGCUGGGACAACUACUGCGAAAUCUAGCUGUCAGGCAUAAUAUCGCGAUUGUGGUGUCCAACCAGGUCUCCGAUCGGCUCAAUCAACUGGAUGGGCCGCUUUGGGCAGAGGAACCGGACUAUUUGCUCAGUCGUUUAGAGGAAACACCCUCAACCCAGCAGUACCUUGAUUCCUCCCAGCAUUUACCUUCUUCCUCGACAUGCCAAUCAUCUGCUCCCCACCUGCUGCAACGACAGCUUCAAAGUCAGGCAACUCCCACACAGGAUCCCACGCCGUUAACGCCAGAGAAUGACACCGGUUCGCGCGCGGAACCUUCACGGCUCAACAUCCGUAGUCUCAGUUCAUUGUUGAGCUAUGCUUACCAGCAGCCCUUCUACACUGGCUGGGGUGAUCCAUACGAGCUAGAAGCGUGCAAAACCCCCGCCCUAGGACUCGUUUGGACAAACCAACUUGGCUGUCGGGUGAUACUUAAGGUACACGAGUUUCCCAAUAUCGACAUUGUCGGCCUCGGCCCAGAAAUUGUUGUGAAUGCGUCCGCAGAGCUGUCGAAUCUCCAGCAAGUCGAAGGGGGCGUAAUACAAGGCUGUUCCAAAGAGAAUGUUCAAGGUCAUCAUAUUCUCACUGCGGAGAGGAACGACCAGCCUUGUGAACCCGAAGUCGAAGAGAAACGGGGAAUUGAGCAUCGGGCCGAUGAUCACAACUCCAACCCAGAAACUCAACCUCCGAGCCAUUUGACGAGUGAGACUAUGCUUCCAAGCCAGUCAUCUCGCAGGAGGCGAACAAUGCAGGUCGUGUUCUCGCCUUGGACGUCUGGACGUCCUCAUGCAGCAUUAGAAGAUGAUCAAGAAGCGCCAUCGCUGAAUCCUAGCAACGGAAUGCCCUUCAACCUUCCCGUGGAGGAAGCGGAAUUCGAGAUCUUACCUGGCGGAAUCCGGGGGAUACCUUGA